AAAUCUAUAGUACACGUAACAUGAACUAUAGAUUUUCAGUACUGGCAGUAAAUUUCGGAACACAGCCUGAGGAUGUAUGAGGAAGCAUAAUUUAUGUGAUAAUGAACUGUGAGAAAUGUUUACUCGUGCGUAAGCUUGUUUAACGCACUUUAUUUAACAUACAUUUUAUAGGAUAAUUGAAGUAUUGAUUAUUUAUUUCUUUAAAAUCACGAUUUGUACAAUUGUGAACUAAAAAAUUAUAUUUUUUUAACCUAAAAAUGAUACAAGUGUCUAGAAACGUGGCACGUACUUCACUUUCUAUAUGGCAGUCUAUUUUUGUAACACCAAUGGCUGGUUUAAAGACCUUUCCUCCUCCAAUAAAAUUUGGUGAUAUUGAAUAUCCAGAGAGAUCAAGACUCAGAGUAGUAGAGAAAGUUCCACAAUUUCCACCAGGAAUGCGUCCUCCUAAAAUGCAAAAGCGAUUAAGAUACAUGCGGGGCCCAGAGCCCAUACACAAUUUUCUUAUGUAUAGGCAAUUUGGUAUUAUUGCUACAGCAGGAGGUAGACUGAAAUACGGUCACUUCGAAAUGAUACGCUUAACAAUUGGUAAAAAAAUUGAUCCAGACAGAAUGUUUGCAAUUUGGCGUGUGGAUCCACCAUGGCAACCAGUAACAAAAAAGGGACAAGGACAUCGUAUGGGUGGAGGUAAAGGUUCUAUUGACCACUAUGUUACUCCUAUUAAAGCGGGACGAGUUAUUGUAGAAAUCGGUGGCCAUUGCGAAUAUUUCCAGGUAAAGAAAGUAUUGACUCAGGUAGCAAAUCAGCUACCGUUCAAAGCUAGAGCUGUGAGUCAAGAGAUUUUGGAUAAAGAGGCAGCUAAAGAGAAAUGGUUAGAAGAAAACAAUCAACAUCUUUGGACUUGGAAAUAUAUGGUUCAGAAUAACAUGCUCGGUUGUCAUACAUGGAUAUCACCAUUUGAUAAAUUUUGGUUUAAUAAAUAUUUAUAAAUAACGAAAAAAUA
Messenger RNA from Monomorium pharaonis (pharaoh ant), 1000 nucleotides. It is a transcript of the gene mRpL16, whose product is annotated as 39S ribosomal protein L16, mitochondrial. Bases 258 to 986 code for a protein of 242 amino acids. The transcript has 6 exons. Lineage: Eukaryota; Metazoa; Arthropoda; Insecta; Hymenoptera; Formicidae. Gene Ontology annotation, cellular component: ribosome; mitochondrial large ribosomal subunit. Gene Ontology annotation, molecular function: rRNA binding; structural constituent of ribosome. The record is from RefSeq and is a predicted model, not a curated record. Gene Ontology annotation, biological process: mitochondrial translation.